AGUAAAAAUAAUUUUUUAAAUAUGGAUGUGGCUGAUGCGCAAAUUGGUCAAUUGCGUGCUAAAGAUGAAGUGGGAAUACGUUGUCAAAAAUUAUUUCAAGACUUUUUGGAAGAAUUCAAAGAAGAAGGAGAAAUAAAAUAUAUAAAACCCGCUGCAGAUUUGGAGCUGCCCGAUCGUUGCACUUUAGAAGUCAGCUUUGAUGAUGUAGAAAAAUAUAAUCAAAACUUAGCUACAACUAUAAUAGAGGAAUAUUAUCGGAUUUACCCCUAUCUUUGUCAGUCAGUUUUAAAUUUUAUCAAAGAUCGUAUUGGUUUGAAAGCAGACAAAGAGUGCUACGUGUCCUUUACGGAAGUGCCUACACGCCAUAAAGUGCGCGAUUUAAUCACUUCCAAGAUAGGUACCCUAAUUCGCAUUUCUGGGCAAGUUGUACGUACACAUCCGGUACAUCCGGAAUUAGUUUUGGGUACUUUUAUGUGUUUGGAUUGUCAAACGGAAAUACGCAAUGUAGAACAACAAUUCAAAUUUACAAAUCCCUCUAUUUGCCGUAAUCCGGUGUGUUCUAAUCGCCGACGUUUCAUGUUAGAUGUUGAAAAAAGUCUCUUCGUUGAUUUUCAAAAAGUGCGUAUUCAAGAGACGCAAUCUGAAUUACCACGCGGUUGUAUUCCGCGUUCUGUGGAGAUAAUCUUACGUUCUGAGAUUGUGGAGACUGUUCAGGCAGGUGACCGUUAUGAUUUCACGGGUACUUUAAUUGUAGUGCCUGAUGUUGGUGUUCUCAAUAUGCCAGGAGCAAAGGCAGAUUACGGGUCCCGUCAUAAGCCUGGGGAAGCACCAGAAGGUUUAACUGGGCUUAAGGCUUUAGGUAUGCGUGAGCUUAACUACCGUAUGGCUUUUCUCGCUUGUAGCGUUCAAGCCACCACAGCCCGUUUCGGGGGCAUGACUCUGCCUAUGUCAGAAGUAACAGCUGAAGAUAUGAAGAAACAAAUGACAGACGCUGAGUGGAAUAAAGUUUAUGAAAUGUCCAAAGAUCGCAACCUUUACUACAAUCUUAUUAAUUGUUUGUUUCCUUCAAUUUAUGGAAAUGAUGAAGUGAAAAGAGGCAUAUUAUUGCAACUUUUUGGUGGCGUUGCUAAAACUACCCACGAAAGAACUUCCCUUCGCGGUGAUAUAAACGUUUGCAUAGUUGGCGAUCCUAGCACUGCUAAGUCUCAAUUUCUUAAACAAGUGGCAGACUUUUCACCUCGAGCUGUCUACACGUCAGGUAAAGCUUCUUCUGCUGCUGGGUUAACGGCGGCGGUAGUACGAGAUGAAGAAAGUUUUGAUUUUGUUAUUGAAGCAGGUGCUCUGAUGUUAGCGGACAACGGCAUAUGUUGUAUUGAUGAAUUCGAUAAAAUGGACCCUCGUGACCAGGUAGCUAUUCAUGAAGCUAUGGAACAGCAGACUAUCUCUUUAGCUAAAGCAGGGGUCAGAGCAACACUAAACGCGCGUACUUCAAUAUUGGCAGCCGCUAAUCCAAUUAAUGGACGUUACGAUCGCUCCAAAAGCUUACAACAAAACAUACAACUUUCAGCUCCCAUUAUGUCGCGUUUCGACUUGUUUUUCGUACUUGUAGAUGAGUGUAACGAAGUGGUGGAUUAUGCUAUAGCUCGUAAAAUAGUUGACCUACAUUCUAACAUAGAAGACGCUAUGGAAAGAAUUUAUUCGCGAGAAGAAGUUUUACGCUAUGUAACAUUCGCUCGUCAGUUCAAACCUUUUAUAAGUCCAGAAGCAUCGAAGCUCUUGGUGGAAAAUUAUGGGCAUUUAAGACAGCGUGACACUGGAACUGCCGGUCGCAGCACUUGGCGCAUUACCGUGCGCCAGUUAGAAUCCAUGAUACGUUUAAGUGAAGCUAUGGCCAAAUUAGAAUGCAUGAACGAGGUGCAGGAACGUCAUGUUAGAGAAGCUUUUCGUUUACUAAACAAAUCUAUAAUACGAAUCGAACAACCGGAUAUUCAUUUGGAGGAGGAGGAAGAAGAAACAUUUGCGGGCGAUAUAGAAAUGAGAGAAAUUAAUGGAGAGAAUAAUCAAGAAAAUUUCGAUUUUAAUCAUCAAGAGCAAAGCGGACUAAAAAAAAAGUUGACUUUGUCUUUCGAAGAUUACAAAAACCUUUCGACAAUGUUAGUACUACAAAUGCGUAAUGAAGAAGCCCGGUGUGAAACCGAGGGCAGUGAUACUGGCAUGAAACGCAGUGAUGUUAUCACAUGGUAUUUGGAACAAGUAGCUGAUCAAAUUGAAUCGGAAGAUGAAUUAAUAUCGCGUAAAACGCUUAUUGAAAAAGUAUUGGAUCGAUUAAUCUAUCAUGACCAGUUAAUAAUACCUUUGAAGACCACUGAACUAAGACAACCGGGAAGAAGUCCUAGAUCUACUGAAGAGGAAGAAGAAGAUGAUCCUUUGUUGGUGGUUCAUCCUAACUACAUAAUUGAAUAAUCGCAAAUACUAUAAAAAAAUAAAUAUGCUUGUUAACAUUUUGUAAAACCUCCAAAGCAUUUGUUUGCAAUAUCAACGACCUCUAAGCA
Glossina fuscipes is the source of this 2552-nucleotide messenger RNA. It is a transcript of the gene Mcm6, whose product is annotated as DNA replication licensing factor Mcm6. The coding region runs from base 22 to 2463 and encodes 813 amino acids. Gene Ontology annotation, biological process: mitotic DNA replication; DNA replication initiation; double-strand break repair via break-induced replication. The record is from RefSeq and is a predicted model, not a curated record. NCBI's taxonomy places the organism in Eukaryota, Metazoa, Arthropoda, Insecta, Diptera, Glossinidae. Gene Ontology annotation, molecular function: single-stranded 3'-5' DNA helicase activity; ATP binding; single-stranded DNA binding. Gene Ontology annotation, cellular component: MCM complex; nucleus. The transcript is spliced from 5 exons.